Clarias gariepinus (North African catfish) is the source of this 6258-nucleotide messenger RNA. It is a transcript of the gene col18a1a, whose product is annotated as collagen type XVIII alpha 1 chain a. The transcript is spliced from 41 exons. Lineage: Eukaryota; Metazoa; Chordata; Actinopteri; Siluriformes; Clariidae. Bases 71 to 4984 code for a protein of 1637 amino acids. Gene Ontology annotation, molecular function: protein binding. The record is from RefSeq and is a predicted model, not a curated record.
UGAGUAAGUGUGGAUUACUGACCGUGGGCAUGCCUGCUGCAAGACCCUGAAUAAGCUGCUAAAAGAUCAGAUGUUAAACAAGAUGCCUUCGCUUGGACUGUGGCUUGGUGUGCUGGUAGGACUGUGCAUUGGGCACUCGCAAGGAUGGCUUUGGUUCAAUAGCCCAAAGGACGACAGCAAGAGCACUCAGACACCAGCCUAUUUUACUACUUUAGGCACAACUUUUCCAACAAGUGUACCUGCAACAGAAUCCCUGAGGACAGAAGGCACAUCUGCUUCAGGUGUGGAUGUCCUUACUAAGGGUGAGGAGAUGAGGCAAUCUAGAGCUGGAUCAGCCGGGAAUGAGCAGUCAAAAGCAGAGGUAGAGCAUGGUUCUGGGUUAGAGUCUGACUCUGGAUCUGGAUCAUGGUCUCUUUCUGGGACUGUUGUUGAACCUGAAUCCGGGCCUACACCUGCCACUUUGUCUGCUUUGCUGGAAAAACAGGAACUUAACACUGUUCAAAUCAAUUUGUCUACUGUUGGGGAUACUUUUCAUGUUCUUGCAGAGGAUACUAAGCUGCAGAUGAAUCUGACCAAAGCGGAUGUCUCCCAAAUGGAUGAACACAUUGCCAAGGCUGCUGGUUCCCCUGGUGACCCCAUUACGACAGUGGAUAGAGGUGUGUCACUCUCACAGCUGAUUGGUUUCCCUCUUCCUGAUGGUGUCACCAAGAGUUACGACCCAGACCCUGGCUUUGUGUUUGAUAUGAACUCCAAGACUGGUCAGCUGGCUCGUGCACACUUGCCCGCAUCGUUUUACCGUGACUUCUCUCUCAUGUUCAACCUCAAACCAACUUCCACCAAACCUGGAGUCAUCUUCUCAAUCACGGACACCCAACAAAAAAUCAUGUACGUGGGGGUGAAACUUACAGCCACGAAGGACGGAAAGCAGAAUAUUGUUUUGUUCUACACUGAGCCGGACUCCCAGGCUUCCUACGAGGCUGCAAGCUUUACUGUUCCCUCCCUUUUCAACUACUGGAAUCGUUUCUCUAUCAGUGUCUUGGAUGAUCAAGUCACCCUGUACCCCAGUUGUGAUUCAGAGCCACAGACGAAGCCGUUCGAGCGCUCCCCAGAUGAAAUGGAGCUGGAAGCAGGGGCUGGGCUCUUUGUGGGUCAAGCUGGAGGUGCUGAUGAUGACAAGUUUGUGGGUAUUAUUGGAGAUCUGAAGGUAGUUGGGGACCCUCGUGCAGCUGAACGGUAUUGUGAGGAAGAAGAGGAUGAUUCCGAUGGGGCCUCGGGUGAUUAUGGAAGUGGUGAUUAUGAAAACAAGCCAACAGUCUCGAUCACAAGCCAACCUUCCAAACCACUACAGCAGCCGCCAGUGCACCCUACUGUGGUAACAGUGAGCAAAGAUGUGGCCAAAGGCUCAGUUGAUGGCUAUGGACGAAUUUCUGGCUCAUACGGUGAUUCUCGUGGAACAUCUGGCUCACAUGGUAAUUCUGGAAGGUUGUCUGUCUCAUACGAAGAUUCUUUUGGCACUUCCGACAAUUCACACCGAACAUUUGGCUCGUAUGACAAUUCUGAUUUAACAUCUGAUAUACAUGACGAUUCCCGGCGUACAUCUGUCUCGGUCGGUGGGACACGGACUUCAGGCUUAAUCCACGGUAGCAGGCAAACCUCCGACCGAACCGCCGAUUCAAGCUCUGGGAAAGUAAUAGGUUUGUCUGAUGUCUCCCGACAUACACAUACUGUGAGUACUGGAGGUCGAGGAGUUUCGGGGUCCAGUGUUGAGAGAGGCUACUCUGUGGAUCUGAGGCCUGGGAUUUCCAGCUCCGAAGUGCUUACAGCAACAGGAGCUCGGGGAGAAAAGGGUCAAAAAGGGGAGCAAGGACCUAAAGGAGAUCGUGGCCCUGAGGGCCCCAAGGGAGAUGGAGGGUCUAGGACUGGCUCUGGAGGCGGUGCCAAAGGAGAGAAAGGUAGCCCAGGAGAAAAAGGAAUGAAGGGUGCUGCAGGAUUUGGCUAUGCUGGACAAAAAGGUGACCAAGGACCUCCUGGUCCUGCUGGUCCUCCUGGUCCUCCCGGGCCGAGUGCUGAGAUAGUGGAAAGGGGAGACGGCACAGUAAUGCAACGUGUUGCAGGACCGAAGGGACCACCAGGACCUCCAGGACCUCCGGGGCCUGCCGGACCAGAAGGAGAAGCUGGUGACCCUGGUGAAGAUGGAAAAGCCGGACCACCUGGACUACCUGGUUUCCCAGGAACCCCUGGAGAUACUGGAGCUAAAGGAGAAAAAGGUGACAAGGGUGAAGGUCACCCUGGACCCAGGGGACCACCAGGACCUCCGGGACCUCCAGGACCACCUUCUCGCUCAGACAGACCUACAUUUGUGGACAUGGAGGGCUCUGGCUUUGGUGAUCUAGAGGGGCUGCGGGGAUUGCCUGGUUUGCCUGGUCUUCCUGGCCCACCAGGCCCACCCGGACCCGCAGGACCUAUAGGUCCCGCUAAUGUUUUAAAUGCUUCUGUUCCUGGUGUACCCGGACCUGCUGGCCCACCUGGAAAGGACGGUGCUCCAGGACAACCGGGACUUCCAGGCCUCCAGGGUGCUGACGGAAAACCCGGCCUGCCUGGCCCUAAAGGAGAGAAGGGUGAUACCGGUGCGCUCGGCUUACCUGGAGCUGUGGGAGAAAAGGGUGCACAAGGGCCUCCUGGUUCUCCAGGACAACCCGGACAGACUGGCCUGGCUGGCCUUCCAGGACCAAUGGGACCUGUCGGACCACCUGGGCCUCCAGGGCCAAGCUACCAUGCUGGAUUUGACGACAUGGAUGGUUCAGGUAUAAGCAUUUUCGAUAAUGUACCUGGAGUCAGAGGACCUGAAGGCAUACGGGGUCCACCUGGCCUGCCAGGUCAGCCUGGAAUUCCUGGGCAAAAAGGAGAAAAAGGCAAUGUGGGACUUCAAGGAAAAGCUGGCCAUCAUGGGCUUGAUGGCUUUCCUGGACCUGAGGGACCCCAGGGAGAGCGUGGAAUGAAAGGAGAUAAAGGUGAUCCAGGUCGUGAUGGUGUUGGCCAUCCAGGCCCUCCAGGGCCACCUGGACCUCCAGGAGAAAUUAUCCACAAGUCUACAGAUGGCUCUGGCAUCCCUGGUCAAGCAGGAUUCCCAGGCCCGAUUGGACCAAAGGGUGAGAGAGGAGACCCAGGUGCUCCAGGUCAUGGAAUUAAGGGCGAGAAAGGAGAACCUGGUGUGGUUAUUGGACCUGAUGGAAGUCCUUUAUUCCUCGGUUCAGGUGUUGGUCAAAAGGGGGAAAGGGGACCUCCUGGACCAGUUGGACCUCCUGGAGCAUAUGGUUCUCCCGGCAUGAAGGGCGAGAUCGGAAUGCCAGGCAGGCCUGGACGGCCAGGUAUAUUUGGAGGUAAAGGUGAAAAAGGAGAGCCGGGUACUGGAUCAGCAUAUGGUUAUCCUGGUCCACCUGGACCUCCAGGUCCUCCCGGUCCCCCAGGACCCUCAACAUACGCUACAGCUGUAGACAGAUUUGGUAGAUAUGACGAGUCUGAGAGAGUGUAUCCAGGUGCUAAAGGAGAGAAAGGAGAUCGUGGGAUCCCUGGUCUUCCUGGCACACCAGGCAACAUUGACAUUUACGCUCUGAAGCAUGAGUUGAAGGGUGAACGUGGAGACCCUGGAAUGAAAGGAGAGAAGGGAGAGCCAGGUGGACACUAUGGUCCUCACUAUGAAGGUGUUCAGGGACCACCAGGACCUCCUGGUCCUAAAGGAGAUUCUAUCAGAGGGCCUCCUGGUCCGCAGGGUCCACCAGGAUCUCCUGGUGUUGGUUAUGAUGGCCGUCCAGGAAACCCAGGACCACCAGGACCUCCUGGGCCUCCUGGUUCACCCUCAUUACCUGGGGCUCACAGGCCUACAAUCAGCAUUCCUGGUCCUCCUGGUCCUCCUGGCCCAGCUGGGUUGCCUGGCCAAAACGCUGGAGUAAUAAUACUGAGAACCUAUGACUUAAUGCUCGCAACAGCGCAGAGACAACCGGAGGGUGCUCUCAUCUACGUAUUAGACAAAACCGAUCUCUAUAUCAGAGUGCGUGAUGGCUUCAGACAAGUCAUGCUUGGGACUUAUAACCCCUUCUACAGAGAUUCAAACAACGAGGUGGCAGCGGUACAGCCUCCCCCAGUAGUGCAUUACCCUUCCAGCCACCCAACAAAUAACGGAGCAGGGGAUUACGCUCAUGUUGUUGACCCUGCAGUCAGGCAGCCGGAGAGCCCUGUGAGCGAGCAUCCUCAGCCAGUCGUUGAUCCACCUUACAACCCGCCGUACUCCUCUCACCCAGACAUCAGGUACCCACCUCAGCCGGACCACAGAUAUCCGUCCUACCCUGAUCAUCAGUACGUCCCUGUUCAGCCAGAGAGAUACCCCAGUACCCCGAUCCACAGACCCAGCACACCCGUCCAUCAGCCUGAGGAUCAUGUGCACACAUCAGGACCAGGGCUGCAUCUGAUCGCCCUGAACAGCCCUCAGGUAGGGAACAUGAGGGGCAUUCGUGGCGCAGACUUCCUGUGCUUCCAGCAGGCACGUGCUGCAGGCCUGAAGGGAACAUUCAGGGCUUUCCUGUCCUCCAGACUGCAGGAUCUCUACAGCAUCGUUCGCAAAUCCGACAGAGACACAUUGCCUAUUGUCAACCUCAAGGACCAAGUGCUGUUCAGCAGCUGGGAAUCGCUGUUCGGUGAUUCGGAGGGCAGGAUGAAGACCAACGUACCUAUAUAUUCAUUUGAUGGCAGAGAUAUCUUUAGGGACAGUGCUUGGCCAGAGAAGAUGAUCUGGCACGGCUCCAACGGUAAGGGUCACCGUCAAAUGGAUAACUACUGUGAGACAUGGAGGACGUCGGAUCAUGCCGUGAUGGGUCUGGCUUCGUCUCUGCAGGCCGGCCAGCUCCUACAGCAGAAAGCCAGUAGCUGCUCCAGCAACUUCAUAGUGCUGUGUGUUGAGAACAGCUACAUCACACAGUUUAAGAAGUAAAUGAUGCAUCAGUUCUAUAGAGUGCAGACCCCAUUAGGUUAACUGUCUGGGCAGAUUAUUAUUAUUAUUAUUUUUUUUUUCAAUUUUCCACCCUGUUUAUAACGUGAACAACAAAAAGAAAUGGAAAAUAAAAAUAAAAAAGACAGGGACUGGGUCUGCAUCGCAAAGAGGCUGCCCGCUGUCCUCUGGUUCCUUUUAUAAUGCCAACAAGACAGGCUGUUGGCGCUGUCUGCCGGCAUUGGCACAUAUUUUCUAGGAGGGGUUUGAACCAGAGAGGACAGGAAAUGCAGAGAGGCAGGGUUUUUUUUUUUCCAAUUGUAUUUUUCCAUAUAAAAUUGUAUAUGAAUUGUUUGUCGUUCCAACUGUUUUCUAUGUUUCUUUAUUAAAAACACAUGUCUUAAGUGUUAUAUUUAACCAGUUUUAGCUACGUAUUUUGUGUAACUUUCUGUUGUUUCUGUUUAUUGAUUCUGUUUCCAUUUAAGAUUUUUUUUUUUUUUUUUUUUUUUUAAUAAGGGGCAGACAUCUCUAAAACCGUUUUAGAUUUUACAAAGAGAGUAAAUAUUUAUUUUGUCCUAAAACAAACAAACAAGAAAACUCAAAAAUGAUAAAUUUGAAACAUACAGUAGAAUACAGUUUUAUUUUAUUUUAGCUAGCACUUUUUUUUUUUUUUUUUUUUUGCAGAUUAUGACUUGUAUAUACACAGGUGAAAGUGUGAACCUAAAAUAGGCUUUUCCUAAAACCUUUACCACAGGAGACUAGUUUUGUGAUUCCUUGAAUUUCAGUAUUUAGCCCCUUAAAAAACACUUUUUUUUUUUUUCUUAUAAAAAUGUCACCUGUGUACAAAGUAUGAUCAGUUGGAGUUAAUUCUCUGUAAUUGUUUUUGUUCAUUCCAAUCCAUUUACACAAAAACGAGAAAAAUAACAUUCUCCAGUAUAUUUCAGAGACCACUAAAGGUUUUAUAGGUGCUUUUUAAUUCAAAAUCUCUACCAUUUUAAACUCAAUCAUUUACCACUAAGUGGGAAACGUAUCCAGUUGCUGCUUUCUGAAAAUCAGACGUGUACGCUUAGUACGGAGAGUAAUUUAUGAAAUGACGUGGUUUUAUAACACGUCUGUGUGAAUUGUCAAAUGCUAACUCUGCUGUUAAGCUGGUGAUAUAAGUAUGGCCCUGUGUAACUCACGUCGUUUUUGUAACUGUUACGUGCUUUAUCAUUUUUACAUGGCACUGAAUAAAUGAUUUUUUUCACCAUUCACAUAAAAAAACAUGGUAUCAGUAG